Molecule: messenger RNA, 3207 nt
Organism: Austrofundulus limnaeus
Lineage: Eukaryota; Metazoa; Chordata; Actinopteri; Cyprinodontiformes; Rivulidae
Gene: nol10
Product: nucleolar protein 10
Exons: 21
Coding region: 72-2210 (712 amino acids)
Biological process (GO): maturation of SSU-rRNA from tricistronic rRNA transcript (SSU-rRNA, 5.8S rRNA, LSU-rRNA)
Cellular component (GO): small-subunit processome; 90S preribosome; nucleus
Molecular function (GO): protein binding
Source: RefSeq, a predicted model, not a curated record
UGCGUGGUUUCCUGUGUUUGGUUUUGCUCAACAACGUGGAAGAAGUGCCGGUUAAUUGUUCGUAGUUUAAAAUGCAGGUAUCAAAUGUCAACGAUGUGAAAAUUUACAAUUUAAGUUACGGAAAGUCUCUUCCGGAGUGGUUGUCUGAUCGGAAGAAAAGACAGUUACAAAAGAAAGAUGCCGACAUCCAGCGUCGAAUCGAGCUCAUCCAGGACUUUGAGAUGCCCGCAGUGUGUACGACCAUCAAAGUGUCUCGGGAUGGACAAUUCAUCCUGGCAACAGGCACUUACAAACCUAGAGUUCGCUGUUAUGAUACCUACCAGCUGUCCCUGAAAUUUGAGCGUUGCUUAGAUUCAGAAGUUGUGACAUUUGAAGUCCUGUCUGACGACUACUCCAAGUUGGUCUUUUUGCGCUGCGAUCGCUAUGUGGAGUUCCACUCACAAGGCGGACACUACUACAAGACCCGUAUUCCAAAGUUCGGACGGGACUUUUCAUAUCACUAUCCAUCCUGUGACCUGUACUUUGUUGGGGCAAGUUCAGAAGUGUUCAGACUGAACCUGGAACAGGGUCGCUUCAUGAACUCCCUUCAGACAAACGCUGUGGAAAACAAUGCGUGUGACAUCAACCCUGUCCAUCACUUGUUUGCUACAGGAACCUCUGAGGGAAGGGUGGAAUGCUGGGACCCUCGUGUCCGGAACCGAGUGGGCAUUCUGGACUGUGCCCUGAGCAGCGUGACUGAAGGAACAGAAGUUCAGGGUUUGCCUUCCAUCAGUGUGCUGAAGUUUGACAGUUCCCUCUCCAUGGCAGUAGGCACAAGUACAGGACAGGUGCUCCUGUAUGACCUGCGCUCCAACCAGCCGCUGCUGGUCAAAGACCACUUUUACAACCUGCCAAUCAAAUCYCUCAACUUCCACCAUCAGAUGGACCUCGUCAUGUCUGCUGACUCUAAGAUAAUCAAACUCUGGAACAAAGACACUGGGAAGCUGUUCUCUUCCAUACAGCCUCAGACUGACAUCAAUGAUGUUUGCAUGUAUCCUAAUUCAGGUAUGCUCUUCACUGCCAACGAAGACCCCAAAAUGAACACAUUCUACAUUCCAGCUCUGGGCCCUGCACCUCGCUGGUGCUCGUUCCUUGACAGCCUAACGGAGGAGCUGGAGGAGAACCCCGAGAGCUCCGUGUACGAUGACUACAAGUUUGUCACCAGGAAGGACCUGGAAAAUCUGGGUUUGUCUCAUCUUGUGGGGUCGUCUUUCCUGAGAGCCUACAUGCACGGCUUUUUCAUGGAUAUACGACUUUAUCUCAAGGUGAAAAGCAUGGCUAAUCCUUUUGCAUACGAGGAGUACCGUAAGGAUAAAAUCCGCCAGAAGAUUGAAGAGUCCAGAACACAGAGAGUUCAGGUUAAGAAGCUGCCUAAAGUGAACAAGGAUCUGGCUCUCAAACUGAUGGAGGARGAGGAUGAAGCAAUGGUGGCUUCUAGGAAAAAGAAGGGCAAGGCUCUUCCCAACAUACUGGGAGAUGAUCGUUUCAAAGUGAUGUUUGAAAAUCCAGACUUCCAAGUGGACGAGCAGUGCGAGGAGUUCCGUCUGCUCAACCCCAUCGUCUCCAAGGUGGAACAGAAGAGAAAGAAGAAGUUGCGUCUGCUGGCGGAUCAGGCUGCCGCUCAACAGGAGGCUGAAGACGAAGAGGAGCYGGAGGGAAAAGCCAGCUCCGAGGAGGACAGCUCUGACGACGACAAGAGCUGGGUGGAGGAGGUGAGGGAGCAGCGGAGGUUACUACGGCAAGAGGACCGAGAUCGCCGAAGGCAGGAGAGGAAGCAAGCUGACCGCAGCACCGUCCUGCUGGAGCAGGGGGACGGGGAAAAACYGUCCAACAUGGCUGAGAGCAAACAAAAGAGUCAGCCACAGUUUUAUCAGCUGAGAGCUGGAGAGGAGUUCACAAGCUUCAACAACAUGGCGCACAAACAAAAGCUGCAGAAGGUUUCUCUGGAAGACCGGCUGAAGUUGGAGGAAAACUCAGGAAACAACAGCGUGGCCGACACAGCAGUGGGCAGCAAACAGCUGACCUUCACUCUCAAAAAGUCGGAGCAGCAGAGGAGACAGCAGCAGGCGGAGCGGGAACAUCACAACGAGAGGAAGAAGCUGAGGCGCUCAGCCGGACACCUGAGCAGCAGCAGAGGAAGAGGAAGGGGAAGAGGAAGAGGGCGCUUCUGAAGAGACUGCUUGGACAGAUGAGACAGAACUGUCCACAAACUGAAGUCAAAAUAGUUUGGCGUUUUUUUUUCCUUAAAUUCACCUCUAAGCAGGAGGGGAGAGUUGCAGAUGAACCGCAAGACCAGAAGUAUUCUGACAAAUGAACUGGGUGAUUUUUAAUCCUCUCUGCAAAAUCACAGCAUCUUUAAAAAUAAUUACCUCUGUCAGUUUCUGUAGAAAUGUAAAACCAGACGGGGAUACUGCAGAUAAUUUAACAGGGAUGACCACAAGGAACUGAGUGUUGAGAUUCUGAAAGACUGAGUCAAUUUCAAACAGAGAGUGGAUAAAAUGUAUUUUUAUCCUGUUUGAAAAUGUAUAUUGUCAAUCUAACWCUGAAUUACUUUUACAAUAUAUUCUAUUUGGUAUAAAAUUUACCUUUCUGUGUUGUUUUUUUGUUGUUUAAGACUAAUGUUUAGAUUUUUUAACAAUGCAAGUGCAUCAAAAAGUCCGUAGUGUGUCUUUAUAUACAGUCGAUUUCUACUCAAAAACAAGAAUUAUUAAAUGCAGAGAGAGAGAAGAGCUCAUGUCCUCCUUCCUCCCAAGUUAUAUUGCCAGGAUAAUUCCUGUCAUGUUGAAUGCACAACAUGUCCUUCAGAAAGCCCGGAAACUUGUGCUGAUUUUAAACGCCUCUGAUGUCAGCGUGCUUUUCCCCCUAAGACCAGUUCGUCACGUUCUGUAACAGAAAGUUCCAGUAAAAUUAUCUUUUUUUUUCACCCUGAGAUUUUUAAUUUUACAGCCCAGUUUACUAUUUACGCAGCCUUUAAAGGAAAUUUGUAAUUUUUUUUAAGUCACUAAUAUAAUUUGACAAGUUGAUCGUCAGCUGCUGUCUGAAUGGCAUUUUUUUCUACUUUGAAUUGUUGCUUUUUGUGAUUUGAGCACACAUGCGUUCAAACCUCCCAAUCUGCAAACAGAGCAGGGUCAGUAUUUCAGACAUGUUUGUGGAAUAAAAAGACCUGUU